Messenger RNA from Trematomus bernacchii (emerald rockcod), 3315 nucleotides. Its product is annotated as stonustoxin subunit alpha-like. Bases 99 to 2219 code for a protein of 706 amino acids. Lineage: Eukaryota; Metazoa; Chordata; Actinopteri; Perciformes; Nototheniidae. Gene Ontology annotation, molecular function: protein binding. The record is from RefSeq and is a predicted model, not a curated record. The transcript is spliced from 4 exons.
UCACAACACCACAUUUCAUCAGACUUGAAGCUCCUGCUGGAAGUCAGAAGACUCUCACACAACUCUGCUGCUCUACACAACUUCACCAGGUUGUAGAAAUGACCUCAGAUCUCAUGAACGUUGCUGCUCUGGGACGAGCUUUCACCCUAGGGAUGCUCUAUGAUGCUCGGAGUGAUGAACUGGUCCCAGGUCUCAAAUUAGGGAAUGCUGAAACUCUAAAAACAACUGAAACCCCUCAGCAGUACAGUAAUUUUGCGAUUUCUAAAUGUGACACCAUUGAAUCAAAGUCCACCAUGAUGGAUAUUGAAGCUUCUCUGCAGGCCAGUUUCAUGAGUGGACUGAUAGAAGUUGGCGGAUCUGCCAAAUAUCUGAAGGAUCAGAAACAAUUCAAGAAUCAGAGCAGAGUGACUUUGCAGUACAAAGCUACCACCAACUUCAAGCAGUUGUCAAUUGAUCAAGUUACCCUGGGCGCCGAACAGAUGAAGAUUAUUGAGAAGGGCUUGGCCACACAUGUAGUCACAGGCAUCCUGUAUGGGGCAAAUGCUUUCUUUGUGUUUGAUAGUGAGAAGUUAGAAGCCACUCAGGUUCAGAAGAUAGAGGGCAGCAUGCAAGCUUUGAUAAAGAAGAUUCCUUUUUUUGAUGUUAAGGGGAAGGUUGACAUCAAGCUGACUCAUGAAGAGAAAGCCCUGACUGAGAAAUUCUCCUGCAAAUUCUACGGAGACUUCAUUCUUAAAAGCAACCCAGCAACAUUUUGUGCGGCGGUACAGCGCUAUGUAGACCUUCCACAGCUACUGGGAAAAAAUGGGGAGAAUUCGGUCCCAGUGAAGGUCUGGCUGAUGCCACUGAAGAGUUUCGAUCCCAAAGCUCCUGAGCUGAUGACAGGGAUCAGUAUUGGACUAGUGAGGAAAGCCCAAGAUGCUCUGGAAGAUUUAAAGGAAGUAGAAAUGAGAAGCAACAAUUCUCUGGACGACAAAGAGGGAGAGGACUUCCCAAAGAUCCGAAAAGACCUAAGCACUUUCCAAAAACUGUGUGGUUAUUAUAAAACCAACAUCCAGCAAGCCAUGGCAAAGAUACUUCCCUCCAUCCGAGCAGGAAAGGAAGAUGAGAGCUCACUGGAAAAAGUCUUUGAAGACAGGCACAAGUCACCAUUCAGCCAUGAAGAACUAAACAAGUGGCUGGAUCACAAAGAGAUAGAAAUCAACAUCAUCGGGUCCUGUGUCGACACCAUGGAGGGAGUAAAGAUCGUCCAGAACCAGACCGAGGUGGACAAAGAGGUCCUUGCUCCAGGCGUAGAGGAUGUUCUGUGCUUUGUUUUCACCUCCAUGUCAAGGGGUGAUAGCUACCUUGAUGAGAUGGCUGACUACUUUAAAUCAACCAAGUUAGGAAGUACCCAUGAAGACAAGUGGUACUACUCCAAAGAAGUUCUUAAAACAAUGAGAGAAAAAGCCACAUUUUUCCAGGGUGCUUCCAACGCGCUGAAGCACAACAGCAAAUUCCGUUUCCUCAUAACGGCCAAAACCGAUCCCAUCUACAAAGGAGCAAGCAUCCAUCACUACAAGAAAGGCAAGCAUGUCAAUAAAGACUUUCAUCCUCAAAAGCCUUCUUCUGUGGAGACCAUCACAGACAAGAGAGAUCUGAUCUGGUAUGCCUGUGAUCUCAACCUGGACCCAAACACUGCCAACGGCUAUCUCACUCUGUCUGACGGAAACAAAAAGGCAACAUGUGGACCAUGGCAGAAUUAUCCUUCUAACCCAGAGAGGUUUGAGUACUCACAGGUGUUGUGCAAAGAGGAGUUAACUGGGUGCCAUUACUGGGAGGUAGAGUGGAGUACCAGUGGCUGGCAGUCUGUUUAUGCUGCUGUUGCAUACAAGGGAGCUGACAGAAAUGACGGACAUGCGAGCAAGUUCGGCUGUAAUUCAAAAACAUGGUGUUUUGGCAGAGAUUUGUGGUUCUUAGACCACUCUCUUAAGGCAUACCAUGCCAAUGAGAGGGUGUGGAAAGUACCAAAUCCCUCUGGUUUAUUCAGUAGAUUCGGGGUGUAUCUGGACUGGCCUGCUGGCACUUUGUCCUUCUACAGAGUCUCCUCUAACACACUGAGUCACCUUAACACACUGAGUCACCUGACCACCUUUCACACCACAUUCACUGGGCCUCUUGUUCCAGGCCUCUGGGCUUAUCAUACUUCCAACUAUGCCUACCUGUGUCCAGUUGAAUUGUAAAUGAACUGGAUUUAUACAGCGCCUUUCCAGUCUUUACGACCCAUCAAAGCGCUUUUACAUUGGCAGUUCACACACAUUCAUAGAGGCAGAGGCUGUCAAACACCUGCUCAGUAGCCUAACGUUCACACACAUCUACACACAGUCGGCCAUUCAUGGUCUGCCUAAAGUUUAAAAUUGCGUCCUAAAAUCACAUUUUGACGUUAACUUGCUUCACAAAAUGAAAAAUGCAUUCAAACCUAGAGGGACAGGGGACUGUUUUAUUAUUGCUUUAAACAAUGUAGCUUUUAUGAUUAAGUAUAUUCUGGGGAGCGGUCUUCACUGUAUUCUGGUUAGAGUUCCCAUUCAUUAACUUUGUGUACAGUAAUUGUCUGGUAUGAAGCGGGUAAACCUGUUGAACACCUGAGAGGUCAACUUUUCCCAACUUCUCCCAACUUCUCCCACUAAGGCAAUGAUGAAGAACUCUUAGCUUCUUGGUCGGUCUAAAGUUUUAAAUGGCAACCUAACAUCCCAUUUUAACUUUAACGUGCCACACAGAAUAAAAAAUGCAUUCAAACCCAGAGGGACCAGAAAGAAUUACGAUAUAAAAAAGUGACUUUUGUUUAUCAGUAAAUGUUGAUUUCAUCCUUUUCUCAAACUGUUUAAAGCCGCUGCUUUACGAACAGUUGAACAAUAUGUCUUUAUUGGAACUUUCUAUUGUAGUAACAUAUACUCAAGCAUUAUAUACACGGCAAUUGCUCUGUCAAAACUUAUGUUGAAAUACAACACAUAUAAACAUAAUGGGGGAAAAAAUAGUUGCUUAUUUUGUUGAAUUUAUGUUCAUUAUUUUAGGACAAAAGGUACUUCAAGUGCCAAUUGCUUUUGCUUUGUCUUUUUUUUAAACAGUAUUUUAAAGCGAGUUAUAUUUAGAGAAUACAAGAGGAGUCUUUUUUCUUAUGAAACCGGUGCGGGGUGGGUUUUUCUGUUUAGGACAAGAUUAGACAUGCUUUAUCAACAUUAUAAUGAUGAAAUAUGAAAUCAUAGUUUAACCUGUUUCACACCAUCCCCCCGGUACCGGGCGGAUAAACGCGUAAUUUGCAGGAAACAACGUCUAAGGAAU